Molecule: messenger RNA, 4088 nt
Organism: Toxorhynchites rutilus septentrionalis
Lineage: Eukaryota; Metazoa; Arthropoda; Insecta; Diptera; Culicidae
Gene: gwl
Product: serine/threonine-protein kinase greatwall
Exons: 6
Coding region: 892-3222 (776 amino acids)
Biological process (GO): intracellular signal transduction; peptidyl-serine phosphorylation
Cellular component (GO): nucleus
Molecular function (GO): ATP binding; protein serine/threonine kinase activity
Source: RefSeq, a predicted model, not a curated record
GAAAGCUUAGUCUCCACUCGGAACUUCCACGUAUCGUAGCCUUCACCGGCAAACUGCACGAUUCCUGCUUUCCUCGCACUGGACAUUCUGGAACAACUGUUGCACUUUUCACUUUACUUUCAGGUAUGGUGUGACUGGGCCCAUAACCUGUUGAGAACAGCGUUAUACACUGGUGGCUUUAUUUAACAAUAGUGAUGCUUAACCUAUUGACAACGGUUCUUUUAUACCCUAGUGGUUGUUAUGCAGUUAUUAUUUACAUCAUGCAUAGUAACCGUUGUUGCUAUGAAACUUAUAUGAAACAAACCUAGGAAACUAACUGGAAAUCAUAGCCUACCAAGGUUUUCAACAGUUAUUGAUUCGGGUAUCAAAUAGGAACUGAAAAGUAAGGUGGCUUUCACAAUAAAACGAUAAAUUUUGCCAUCUAACGUCAUUCGCCGCGCGGAAUAAGGGGAAUACUGUGACUUGGAUCAUCUCAUUGAAUUCGCCGCGCGCAAUAGAGGGGAAUAUUUUUUCACUGUAUACAGACGAUUUUGACCAAUUUAUAUAUCGGCUCACUGUGUCCGCCAGUUGCUGGCUGCGUACGGCUCGGUGGGAGUAUAGCGAGCGUCACCCAGUCGUCACUGUGUUGACGUUUUCGAUUUAAAUGGCACAACGCAGUAAGUCCAUCAGAAAGAAGAAACAGGAGCAGCAUCACAAAAGCCAACUGACUUUCGAAACGUGUGUGUAGUUAAUUUUGAAAACAACAGCUUUUUCGCUGAACAUUGGAUUGCAAAAUCGUGCGGAAGGUCGGGGAGUCGCCAAAAUUGUAAAUGAAAUGUUUCCGCGGAAGUGAUCACUGAGCAACAAGAGUGCAGUGCGAUUAAUAGAAUUGCGUUUGGCUAACGGACACUGAUGGCCAUGGAGGAACCACAUACUACUCCGAAAAAGAAUGGUAGCAGUCUGGGAAGCGAUGCAAUCUUCAAAACCCUUGAGAACUUUACCGCUCCGGUGAGCAACAGCCCGAAGCUUCCAACCAUAAAGGAUUUUUGCAUUGUGAAGCCCAUAAGUCGGGGGGCAUUUGGGAAGGUUUUUCUAGGUUAUAAAAAGAACGAUCAAAACAAGUUAUAUGCGAUAAAGGUGAUGCGCAAAUCUGAGAUGAUAAAUAAGAAUAUGGUAUCACAGGUCAUUACGGAACGCAACGCCCUAGCCUUAUCCCGGAGUCCCUUCUGUGUCAGUCUGUACUACUCGCUGCAAACCAUAUCCUCAGUUUAUCUGGUAAUGGAGUACAUGGUGGGUGGGGAUUUGAAAUCACUGCUGGCUAUGUACGGAUUCUUCGAAGAAUCCGCGGCACGAUUUUACGUGGCCGAGAUCUGUCUAGCUCUGCAGUACUUGCACAAACAUGGUAUCGUUCAUCGUGACAUCAAACCGGACAAUAUGCUGAUCUCAGCAAGCGGCCACGUCAAGCUAACCGACUUUGGACUGAGUCGGAUCGAGUUGAGACGAGAUUUGGAAAUUUCGGAUCUGAUAAAUUGCUCGCCCAACCUUCAUGCCCGUACCCCCGGGCAGCUGCUUUCGUUGACGUCCCAUUUGUCGUUUGGGUCGCACGAGAAGAAACAGCAGGAGCUGAUUGAGAAGGAACAGUCGCAUCAUUCGUUGGAAAACGAUUCCGAUGGGUCGUUCUCCAACUCGAAACAGAACGAGAGCAAAAUGUCUGGGGUGAGUCCGUUUUUCUCCGCCGAGCAAAACGCCAGCAUUCUCGAGGGCAUGAAGGAGGUGCGAGCAAUAGCGGAGGAUGUUGGGGAAGAUUUGACGUCGUCCUAUUAUACGUGCAAUUCCAGCGUGGAUGGAAAAGGAAGCAGUGGAAGCUAUGCAUCAAUUAACGGUAAUAAUAACAAUACUGAGUUUGAAGGUAAAUCUUUUCGAGGACAUUGUGAUAAACUAGCUGAGAAGCAGUUCGGGGAUAGUAACGAUAAGGAAAACGCCGACAGUAACAAUGGACAAACUGAAAAGGAGGGUCGAUUGAAAACUUCGUUUGAUUUUUUAUUGGGGCCAGGUCACAAAUCGAAGACCCAUCUCAGCAAUGAUUCGGGCGUUUCCAGUAGAAAAAGUGAUUUUUCGCACAUUCCAGCGGAGUUAUCUGCGAUUGAAAAGACAGAAAGUUCCAACAAUAGCAAUAAAGAAGAUUAUUCGUGUUCGGAUUUUUCUCGCAGCAUGAGCAUGAGUAACAUAAACGAUUCAUCAUCAACGAGGCAUGAUCAUAAUUCACCCAUCAAAAACAUGUCUCGUGGAUUCAAAAUGCCAGACAAUUUCAGGGGUAUCAAACGCAGACGGCAGUUGGUGAAUCGCGUCGAUUCGCUGACUUCCGACCCGGAUGGGAGCAGCGCAAGCACCGGACUUACACAGGAAAUUGAUGUGCUCGAAAUUGGUAGCAGCACCCCGAAAAAGCGGAAAGCUACAUCCCCGAUCAAGGGUGUCCUCAAGGUUCGCUCUCUUUCCGACGACGAAAUGCCCGCGAAUGCGCACCUAGGCAAUGUGAUGUUCUCGACGCCGGUUUCAUCGCAAAAAAUGCGUCGCGAUGGGGGACAGCUGGGAAAGCUUAAAAGCACACGGUUUGUGCUACCAUCUUCGGUAGAACAAUCGCACAAAGUGCAGGCAUUUAUUAAACUUCCGGAAGAAGCUGCCAUGUCACCGAUUUGCACGGCAUCCUCCGCGUUGGCGAACGUUGAACGAACUCCAAAAGCGGUGAAAACACCUUUCCGUACACCGAAAUCAGUACGGCGAGCUCCACUCGGUUCCGACGAGAGAAUCCUGGGAACGCCAGACUAUCUAGCCCCGGAGUUGCUUCUCCAGCAGGGUCACGGUCCCGCUGUAGACUGGUGGGCGCUCGGUGUUUGUUUGUACGAAUUCAUGACCGGAGUUCCUCCCUUUAACGAUGAGACGCCGCAGAAGGUGUUCGAGAAUAUUCUCAGCCGGAACAUCGAGUGGCCACAGGAUGAGGAAGCUCUUUCGCAAGCAUCGGUCGAGGCAAUAGAGGCAAUGCUGGAGAUGGAUCCGCUGAAAAGACCCCAAGCCGAUCGAAUAAUGGAGAUGCAAUUUUUCAAUCUAAUAGACUGGAAAAGUUUGGAGUUGGCGGAUCCUCCAUUCGUUCCUACCCCGGAUGAUCCACACGACACGGGCUACUUCGAAGCGCGUAAUGUUAUGCAGCAUCUGAAAGUGUCCGAAAUUGACAUUGAAUCCUACUAGCGGACACUGGGCGUCUCGCAAAAUCAAUAUAAUUGUUUUUAGUUUCUUGUUUCUUAUGGAUAAAUUUUGUGGAAUGUUGGAGCCAUACGAAAACGGAAUGCGUUUGUCUGGAAGUUCCAGUUUUAAUAAUCUCUAUUGUUCCAUAUAUGACUUUGAAACUGUUAUUUUUAUUGCUGGGAGUAGCUUUUAUGUUGAAUAAAUUCGUAUGCAGAAGCAAUCCUUGGCUAAAUGAUCCAGUCGGUGGCAGAGAAAACAAAUCUAUCUUUUUUCCUCGUUUCAUUUCUCGUUUCAAUGCUUUUCGUGCUUGCAGAUAUUGAAAAAGAUGCUAAUCUAUCCCAUCCAUCAAGGGGGGUGAGUGUAAAUGCGAAUGAAAUGUAGGUUGAUCAAGAUAACAUUUUACCUGUAGCUAUUCCUGGCACUAUAUCGUUGAUAGGAUCAGAUUGCAAAUAAGCUUUCCUUAUAUUCACCCGACAAAUAGUUACGUCUGGUUCCUAGCAUUGCUGCAAUCUCGGAUAACGGUUACAAAGUAGGUUGAUGGGUACUAUUCCUCAUCGUUCAUCUUUUAACAUUCAAGUGCUGAGUGCAAGUGGCGAAUAUAAAGAACAAAAUGAAUAUAACGCCAAUAAGAAUUAGAAAAAAAAUCGGACAGAAGAGUACCUCCGUACUUGAAUUGUAGAAUUAGUGUAAUUAUUGAUUUCAAAUGGAUCCACUUUGUCGAACUCUUCUCAAAAAGCAAACGUGUUAGAUAUGCUAGGUAUAAUUAUGUGUAGAUCUAAAUUCUUAUAUUAGGAUAAAACGACGAUAUGAUUGUUUGAUCGAAUUUUAACAAUUUCAAGUAAAAUAAAGAGUAAUAUAUUACAAACUUU